ACAACCGCAAGGACAGGAGGAGGGGUGAAAAAUUGGACCUUUCAGUUACUCUCCUCUAAUGUCCCAGAGACACGAUGACUGCUGUCGGGCCACCAAACUGCUGAGUGAAACCCCUUGAAACAGCCCUCCGACUCAGUCUUACCCAGAUAUGAAGGAGGUGAGGCUGUGGACAACCAGUGACGUCUCUGAUUGGCUGACCGACGAAGGCUUGCAGGAGUAUAUGGAUGCAUUCCGGGACGUGGAUGGCCCUGCCCUCUUGAGAUUGUCUGAGAAAGACUUUAAGACCUCCCCUUUGUCCCUAGUCACAGGGGACAGUGGUCGACAUCUUUUGGAACGCAUAAAGACUUUGCUCUUAACCAGCCACAUGAAGGCACACAAGAACAACAACAACAACGAAAACGCCAACGGUCAUGCUGUCAUCGCUCUUGCCAACGGCAGUGUGAACAAUGGCAAGAUCCACAACGGCAUUCCAAAGAAUGGCUUGCAUUCAGAGCCAGUUCGAAUCUUGAUUCCACAGCCGCCUGAGCAGGAGCGCACGCCGUAUCCCACGGAGUGGUUCAAAACGGGUGUGGCCUUCCUUUACGCUCUGUUCUGCUUCCUCACCACAACAGUUGUGAUCUCAGUGGUGCACGAACGUGUCCCACCCAAGGAAGAGUCUCCACCCCUGCCGGAUAAAUUCUUUGAUCUGUUUGAUCGUGUGGAGUGGGCGUUUUCCAUCUGUGAGAUCAAUGGCAUGCUGCUUGUGGGACUGUGGUUUAUGCAGUGGCUUCUGCUUAAACACAGGUCUAUUAUCGGUCGUCGGUUCUUUUUUAUUGUGGGAACUCUGUAUUUGUACAGAUGCAUGACCAUGUACGUUACGACAUUACCUGUGCCAGGCAUGCACUUCAAGUGCUCCCCAAAGAUCUUCGGUGACUGGGAGGCACAGUCACGGAGGGUAAUGAAAAUGAUGGCUGGUGGUGGCCUGUCAAUCACUGGCUCUCACUCUUUGUGUGGAGAUUACUUGUACAGCGGACACACGGUGAUGCUGACUCUAACAUACCUCUUUAUUAAAGAGUAUUCUCCACGGAGGUUCUGGUGGUAUCCCUGGAUCUGCUGGUGCCUGAGUGCUGUCGGUAUCUUCUGCAUCCUGUUGGCUCAUGAUCACUACACCAUAGAUGUGUUGUUGGCCUACUUCAUAACCACACGCCUCUUCUGGUGGUACCACACAAUGGCCAAUCAGCAGGCUCUAAAGGAAAUUUCAACUGGCAACCUGUUCUCUCGUGUGUGGUGGUUUUAUCCAUUCCAGUACUUUGAGAGUAACGUACGUGGCAUUGUGCCUCGAAACUACCAGCUGCCAUUCCUGUUUCGAACAGUGACGUGCACCCGGGUUAAGUACAGUAAGCUAGACUCGCGGGAGUCAUGACCCAUGGCUUCUGAUUGGCUGGAGCUCUGUGAGACUCUAAAAGAGAAACUACUCUUCCCAUCAGGCCCUGCAAAGCUGGUAGAGCACUGUGAUGCAUAUACACGGAUCAUUUUGUAGUA
Molecule: messenger RNA, 1521 nt
Organism: Carassius carassius (crucian carp)
Lineage: Eukaryota; Metazoa; Chordata; Actinopteri; Cypriniformes; Cyprinidae
Product: phosphatidylcholine:ceramide cholinephosphotransferase 1-like
Exons: 5
Coding region: 149-1402 (417 amino acids)
Biological process (GO): sphingomyelin biosynthetic process; ceramide biosynthetic process
Cellular component (GO): endoplasmic reticulum membrane; Golgi membrane
Molecular function (GO): ceramide cholinephosphotransferase activity; sphingomyelin synthase activity; protein binding
Source: RefSeq, a predicted model, not a curated record